Molecule: messenger RNA, 2788 nt
Organism: Vicugna pacos (alpaca)
Lineage: Eukaryota; Metazoa; Chordata; Mammalia; Artiodactyla; Camelidae
Source: RefSeq, a predicted model, not a curated record
UCUCCUUGGGAUUUGGGGGGCUUGGCCUAGGGGCGCCUUCCAGACAGACUCUAGGGCCCCGGGGGUACGGUCGCAGAAAGGGGGCAGGGCGGCCAUUGGGGGUCCUCCUCGGGGUCCUAGGGGCGCACCCCUGUCGGGGCCGGGGCUCCUGGGGUUGUGCGGGACAAGGAGGCCCUAAGGCCUCGGCUGAGGGGGUCUCUUCGACGAAAGAAGGGGAACAGAUGAGCGGAGCGUGAAGGGGGCGGGGAAGCAAGGGCCGAGGCCCGCCGCCAUGGGGCUGAAGGCCGCCCAGAAGACGCUGUUCCCGCUGCGCUCCAUCGACGACGUGGUGCGCCUGUUCGCUGCUGAGCUGGGCCGAGAGGAGCCGGACCUGGUACUCCUAUCCUUGGUACUGGGCUUCGUGGAGCACUUCCUAGCUGUCAACCGCGUCAUCCCCACCAACGUGCCUGAGCUCACUUUCCAGCCCAGCCCUGCGCCUGACCCUCCUGGCGGCCUCACUUACUUCCCUGUAGCCGACCUCUCCAUCAUCGCCGCGCUCUAUGCCCGUUUCACCGCCCAGAUCCGCGGCGCGGUCGACCUCUCUCUCUACCCGCGAGAAGGGGGCGUCUCCAGCCGCGAGCUGGUGAAGAAGGUCUCCGAUGUCAUUUGGAACAGUCUCAGCCGCUCCUACUUCAAGGAUCGGGCCCACAUCCAGUCCCUCUUCAGCUUCAUCACAGGCACCAAACUAGACAGCUCUGGUGUGGCCUUUGCCGUGGUGGGGGCCUGCCAGGCUCUGGGUCUCCGGGAUGUCCACUUGGCCUUAUCUGAAGACCACGCCUGGGUAGUAUUUGGGCCCAAUGGAGAGCAGACAGCUGAGGUCACUUGGCAUGGCAAGGGCAACGAGGAUCGCAGGGGCCAGACGGUCAACGCGGGUGUGGCUGAGCGGAGCUGGCUGUACCUGAAAGGAUCAUACAUGCGCUGUGACCGCAAGAUGGAGGUGGCAUUUAUGGUGUGCGCUAUCAACCCUUCCAUUGACCUGCACACCGACUCCCUGGAGCUGCUGCAGCUGCAGCAGAAGCUGCUCUGGCUGCUCUAUGACCUGGGACAUCUGGAAAGGUACCCUAUGGCGCUGGGGAACCUGGCAGAUCUAGAGGAGCUGGAGCCCACCCCUGGCCGGCCAGACCCACUCACCCUCUACCACAAGGGCAUUGCCUCAGCCAAGACCUACUACCGGGAUGAGCACAUCUACCCUUACAUGUACCUGGCUGGCUACCAUUGUCGGAACCGCAAUGUGCGCGAAGCCCUGCAGGCCUGGGCUGACACGGCCACUGUCAUCCAGGACUACAACUACUGCCGUGAAGACGAGGAGAUCUACAAGGAGUUCUUUGAAGUAGCCAAUGAUGUCAUCCCCAACCUGCUGAAGGAAGCAGCCAGCCUGCUGGAGGCUGGCGAGGAGCGGCCAGGGGAGCAGAGCCAGGGCACCCAGAGCCAGGGUUCUGCCCUCCAGGACCCAGAGUGCUUCGCCCAUCUGCUGCGAUUCUACGAUGGCAUCUGCAAAUGGGAAGAGGGCAGCCCCACGCCUGUGCUGCACGUGGGCUGGGCCACCUUCCUCGUGCAGUCCCUAGGCCGUUUUGAGGGACAGGUGCGGCAGAAGGUACGGAUAGUGAGCCGCGAGGCGGAGGCAGCCGAGGCAGAGGAGCCAUGGGGCGAGGAAGCCCGAGAAGGCCGGCGGCGGGGCCCGCGGCGGGAAUCCAAGCCCGAGGAGCCACCGCCGCCUAAGAAGCCAGCGCUGGACAAAGUUCCCAGUGCGGUGCCAGGACCCCCUCGGAAGCCCCCAGGGACGGUCCCGGGCACUCCCCGCGGCCCUGAAGGCGGCAGCUCGGCUCCGGCGCCAGCUCCCGCCGCAUCGCCGCCACCGGAGGGUCCGGUGCUCACUUUCCAGAGCGAGAAGAUGAAGGGCAUGAAGGAGCUGCUUGUGGCCACUAAGAUCAACUCGAGCGCCAUCAAGCUGCAGCUCACGGCGCAGUCUCAAGUGCAGAUGAAGAAGCAGAAGGUGUCUACACCUAGCGACUACACUCUGUCCUUCCUCAAGCGGCAGCGCAAGGGCCUCUGAAGUACCCCGGACUCCCUAUCGGCCUACGGGGAGCCCGCCCUCAAUCCGGAUGAGGUUCCCUCCCAGCCCUUAGCGAGCCCAGGCUCCGCCCCCGGCCAAGAGGGCCUAGGCUUAGACUCCGGGCCCCACCCCUACCCGGAACCGAGGCUGCUGGUUCCCAGAGUAGACUCUACCCCAGAGCACGAACCGAGGGCUGAGCCCAGUCAUUGGAAUAUAGAGCCCAUCCCCCAGGAUCCCAGCCGGCCAACUGAAAUAUGACCCUGAGCCCAUCACCAAUCUUUAAAGGUCCAAUCACGGAAAACUCAGGCUCCACCUCAGAACGAGGCUCUAACCUUCGGCCUGACCAGUGUUGGCUCAGGGUUGCUUCCAGCCCAAAGGGCUGAGAUUUCGUCCUAAACCCUAGAAGCAUAGGUCCCGCUUACAGCUCGGGAACCAAGGACCCCAAUCAACCCGUAGGAGUAUAUUUCCGCACUUCAGAAUUCCAUCCCUUGGGAAUCCAAGCUCCCUACUGCUAAGAACCUAUGUAACGCUUCCAGAAUUUGGAAAUCCUAGCUUCUUCCCUUCCCUAUUUUACGAGCCUGGGACACGAAACUCCGCUCCCGGUCUGUGAGAAUCCUGAGCCCUGCCCCCUUCCUGACCAAACUGGCCCCAGAUCAGAGCAGACCUCUCUUCCGACCCUCUGGGAACCUCCCCGAG